AGCGCGCGACAGAGGGCGGCACAACCAUUCAUGCAACAAAACGGUGCAAAACACGGUCAUCGAGCGAGAUAUAGUGUAAUGCGGUUAAUUUCACUUUCACUGCUGAUAUCAUCUAUGUUUUUGGUUAUGUCAUUGGUACCAUGCAGAGCGUGAAGUCACUGCCGUUCAUUCACUGGUCGAGAAAAUACCUUUGUGUCGUGUUAAAACUUAAAAUAUUCAAUGUUUAAUCAACUUGUAAAUCUGAAUGCCUAAAACUCUAACACUACAGUGACAUUGUAGUAGUAAUCGGCAGUGCAGUCCUCCGUGCACGUUUAUACCGGGGAAAAACACAACGGAGACUACACCACGUCCUACUACGUGUACGAACCCCCCCCCCCCCCCCUUUACCUUGGGCUGCUUACACGGUACAAUACCUAUCCCACUCUCCCCAUUUAACUUCUAAAACCUCCCGUGGUACGGUCGGUGUGCACUUUGUGUGGUGUAACUACUGACUGUUGUUUUGGUCGUUCGCAAGUUGGCCUUCUUGCUCGCCCUGUUGAAUCGCUCUGCCUCUGGUACAUGAUCUGAAGAACAGGAGUCUGGAGACGUUUCUGCUGAUUUGAUAGGAAGACACCAUCAUCCAGCCAGACCACCUAACCUUCACAACGCCAUCCACAUCCACACAAGCAUCAGUUAUUCCUACUAAAAAAUUUACGGAGAAGCUUUAUUGCGACCAAGUUGUCAAACUCACAGACACCAAGUAUGAAAAACAAUGGGUUCCUGAAUGAGGAUGAAAAACUCAAAUUGGUUGGUACUAGUCCAUAUGCGAGUCAUCACAGCAGCGGGGGAGGCGAGGGUGAUGGUAUGACGCUGGUGACAGCGAAGCAGCAGCCCUCUACCAGCGGCUCAUCCACAACUGCUGAGAAGACGCCCCUGUAUCGAGACCCUUUAGAAGCACAGUCAAUGCUACCUGGCAUGAGUCAAGCGUAUAAGUCACUCAUCACAAGCAUUGGGGAGGAUCCUGACAGACAAGGAUUGAAGCGGACACCUGAGAGAGCUGCCAAGGCUCUGAUGUUCUUCACCAAAGGGUAUGAACAGAAAAUUCAAGAUGUGAUCAACGAUGCGAUAUUUGAUGAAGAUCACGACGAGAUGGUAGUGGUCAAAGAUAUUGAGAUGUUCUCGUUGUGUGAGCAUCAUCUCGUUCCUUUUAUCGGCAAGGUUUCAAUUGGAUACCUCCCAAAUAAACGUCUUUUAGGCCUCAGUAAACUAGCAAGGAUUGUUGAGAUUUACAGCAGAAGGUUACAAGUUCAAGAGCGACUGACCAAACAGAUAGCUUUAGCCAUGGUUGAAGCCAUUGCUCCUGCCGGUGUUGCUGUGGUCAUAGAAGCCACUCACAUGUGUAUGGUAAUGCGAGGUGUGCAGAAACUGAAUAGUAAGACCAUCACCAGUACAAUGCUUGGAGUGUUCAGAGAUGAUCCUAAGACGAGGGAGGAGUUCUUGUCGCUGGUUCACUGACAUGGGGAGCACUUCUUCCACCGAGUCUUCUUGAUCUUUGUUUCUCUUUUUUUUUAUUCUCUCUUUGGGUGCGAGGGAAGAGUUGUGGGGAAACGUUGAAAUUAAAGAGAAUGUGGAAUUGUCCGAUGUUUUAAAGUUUUGAUUGUGGUCCCUCCUUUUCAACAGAAGUGUCAUAUGUUUUCAACAGAAGUAUUAUUAGUCUACUAAUAAUCUGUAUAUAAAGCAAAUAGAGACUAGUUACAUGGUUUAUGGAUUGUUAUGAAAAAUAAAAUCACUCUAUUGUGAUUUGGAAAUCAAUGUUCGGACUAAAAACCAGGGACGAUUGUUUCAAAAGAGAAGCAGUCACUCCCUUUUUGUAAACCACAUUGGUUUCUGUUUAAUGAGGUUUUGGAGAAAAACUAUAUGCUGCCCCAUUCAACUGCUAACACGGCGCACCAUUCAUUGCCCCUAUUUGGGAGUCAAAAAGUUCACAAAGAUCAUUGACCUCCAAAAUAGUGCACUUGGUUGAGGUGCUUUCCAUGUCUGCAAGGGGUCAAAUACUUUUUUUUCUAUCUUGACCAGUAAUAUUUAAACAUCUACAAUUAAUACUUGCCAAUCGAUCAAUAUUGACUAAAAAGGGACUUUGGUUUGUUGGCAUAGCGAGACAAAGGGAUGUGUCAGUCAGUUGUACUGUAUUAUAGUGAUUGUGUGUUUAUCUGCCAUUUACAGGCCUAAUGCUUUAUGGAGGCAAUUGCCACCAUUGCCCCCUUAUCUUUGCAUUGGUGCCCCCUUAAGCAUUCCAAUACAAAGUCCAAAUUUCCUUGAAGAGGAACUUUACAACAACAAAAUUGAAUGAAGCCCCCCACUUUUCAACAAAAAGUACAGACGUGGAGUAUAGCCUACUCGUAAUCUGUAUAUUAAGCAAAUAUCUUUUCAGAAUUUGCCAGAGACUAAACACACAAAAUUUAUCUGUUUACACUAGAGAAAAAAGGGCUGGUGCCCUUGCCCUUUCAAGAACAAAGCAUCGGGGCUUGUGUUUGCAAGAAGGAUUCAAGUUUGUCAUUUGCAUGUUUUGAUAAUGAGAAAAUGCCUUGAAAGACCCCCCCCAACCAGCUCCACAUUUCCUUCAUGCCGUAUAAAAAUAAAAAUUAGCCACUUGAACAAUUGUUUCCCUCCAUGUUGUCUUCCAAAAAAACUCUAUUAUACCAUCAGCAACUGAGACGUUGAUAUUUUGUAUGGGUCCUGUGUGUUCAACAGUUUAGUAUUUUAAACCUCUGUUGGGUUGUUGUGUGAUCCUUGGAGAAAACAAACCAUCAUUAUUGCUUCUAGUUUAACACGGCUUAUGAUGGAAACCAGCUGAACGACCGAGUACAUGUGGCGUGGCUGAGUGGUCAAGCGCACUGGACUUAAGCUCUGGUGUUUCUGAUCAGCAGAGUGUGGUUUUGAGGCCCAGUCAGGACACUUGUUUCCUUAUUAAAGACACUUAAUUAUUAUGGCUUCAAGUAAAACACACAACUUGUAAUUGAUAUUGCUGUAUUGAACUGAUGUUGGAAGACUUCUGGACACUUUUGUUCAUUUAAUAUUGGUUGUUAGUAAUCUCCACAGUUUAGAACUAUAUACAGCAACUUCCAACAUAAGUGACCCGCUCUGUGAAAAUGAGUCGGAUGUAUGCAAUUUCAGGAAUUGAGUUAUAUGCAUGGCUGGAAAGAACACA
Molecule: messenger RNA, 3187 nt
Organism: Asterias rubens (European starfish)
Lineage: Eukaryota; Metazoa; Echinodermata; Asteroidea; Forcipulatida; Asteriidae
Product: GTP cyclohydrolase 1-like
Exons: 7
Coding region: 742-1494 (250 amino acids)
Biological process (GO): tetrahydrobiopterin biosynthetic process; tetrahydrofolate biosynthetic process
Cellular component (GO): cytoplasm
Molecular function (GO): zinc ion binding; GTP binding; GTP cyclohydrolase I activity
Source: RefSeq, a predicted model, not a curated record